CCAAGGUUAACCUCAGAGCAGACAUCUCUCCUUCAAUCUUCGGAGAAGGCUACAGGUGAACAGAUAUGGCCUCCGCCAACAUUCAGACAUGGUCUUCAGUGCCUGAGGAUUAUUUUUCCUGCUCAAUCUGUCUGGAUGUUUUCACUGAACCUGUUUCGACUCCCUGUGGGCACAACUACUGCAAAGGCUGCAUCACGGGCUACUGGGCCAGCAGAGACUCCAGCCAGUGUCCACUGUGCAAGGCAGAGUUCAGAAAAACCCCGGUCCUUCAAGUCAACACAGAGUUCAGAGACAUGCUGGAGCUUUUCAAGAAGACUAAACCUGCAGCUGAUGUGAAAAGUUCUCCUCCAAUGGUGGAUGAGGUUUUCUGCGACCCCUGCCAUGGGAUGAAGCGCAAAGCACUGAAAUCCUGCCUUGUUUGUCUGGCUUCUUACUGCAAUGGCCACCUGAGGCCCCAUCGCUCAGUUCAGGCGUUAAAGUGGCACAAGCUGAUCAACCCCGUGAAGAACCUCGAAAACAGGAUGUGCAGGAAGCACAACAAGGUGUUAGAGUUUUUCUGCAAGGAGGACCAGAGCUGUGUUUGCGUUUUGUGCUUCAAGGAUCACCAUGUGAUGCAUGAGGCCAUCUCUUUGGACGAGGAGUUUAAAGGGAGGAAAAAUAAAGUGAAGAAUGUGAAAAGAGAGGUCAAGCAGAGCCUGAGCAACAAGCACGGUAUGAUCCAGGCGAUUCAAAACUCAAUGAAGCAAGGCAGAGAGGAACUGGGGAGGACAAAAGCAGAAACAGCAACAGCCUUCGAUGCCUUAGUGGCGUUAGUCAUGACCAAAAAGAUCACGCUAAUCGAACUGUUGGAGGAGAAGCAGAAAGAGGCAGAGCAGCGGGCUGAAAGUCUCAUCAGACAGCUGCAGCUGGAGAUCGUCGAGGAUAAUCGACUGAGUGACAAGCUGAAGGAGCUCUCAGAGACUGAGGAUGACUUCAGACUCCUCCAGGACCUUCCAGCUGUGCCUUCUCCUUCUAACAUUAACUAUCCCGUCACAGAGAGCGCUCAGCGUCUUCUGGAAACAGAGACAGUGAAAAAAGCCGUGGCCAAAAUGGUGAAGACACUUGAUGAACAGAUGGAGAUCAUCACAGGAGAAGUCAACAUGGUGAAAGGACAACAAACCAAGAGUGGAUUUGACGAUGAGCUGGGGAUCAUCCAGAGUCAACAUGCAGUGAAUCUGGCUCUGAAUCCUGACACGGCACACCCGUGCCUGAUCGUCUCAGAAGACAGAAAAGAAGUGAGGGAUGGAGGUACAAAGACAAGGGUCCCCGACAACCCAAUGAGGUUUGACUCCUUGCGUUAUGUCCUUGGGGACGAGGGGUUUUCCUCUGGAACAUUCUACUUUGAGAUCAAGCUCAAUGGCCAAACAAGAUGGGAGGUCGGCAUGGCGAGAGAGUCCAUCAGCAGGAAGGGUGUCGAUUUGUCUCUCAGCCCUGAAAACGGAUGCUGGACGCUGGGUUGUUACUGGGGGCGCUACCAGGCUAACACUAACCCCCCUGUGAUCCUGUCCCUGUCUAAUGGGCCUGAGAAGAUCGGAGUGUUUGUGGAUUAUGAGGGAGGGUUGGUCUCAUUUUAUGACGUAGAUACUAGAGCUCUGAUCUACUCUUUCUCAGGAUGCGCCUUCACGGAGAGUGCACCAUUCCUGAGAAAUGUUUUAUCUCUUAGACUGUAUGGUGGUGCUCCAUCUAAGACCAAAAUCUAUCCUUUAUUCCGACCUGAUGCAGAGCAGGGGAGCACCUCCCUGCAGAUCAUCCCUGUUUGAUGCACCAGAGCAAACCUAACCGUCGUCUGCAAGAGCAAGUAAUGCUGGCCUAACAAUUUCAGAGUUGCGAAAACGGAGUAAAAUCGUGUUAGUCUUGGUAAUGUUGCAGUGUUCUCCCAUGAUCUCAGUGGUUAGGUGUAAGGAGGUCAUAAGAGUCGAUAUGAGGAAGUCUUCCUGCAGUCUUGGUGUUAAGACAACACCAAAUGUUUGAUAUAGUCAUAAGACUUUAGUCUGGUUUUAUGCAAAUUCUGUUAUCAAUGACACAACCAUCAUCCACAACCAAUGGGAGCCAGCGUUUUCUGUAAGCAUGUUAAAUUAGCUAACUUUUCUGAACAUGAAAAGUUUGAAGCCGCUAAAUAUCCGUUCGGAACUUAAGAGGCGCUGAAACUGGUCUGCACAGAGCUGCAGUCAGAUCUCUGCACUGCUGUCAACUCAUUCCAGGCUGACAUGGCAGAUACCAACAACCUCCGUUGGGUUUAUCAAAGUAAAAGCCCUCAGUUUUUCUGACCCCCGUACUUUUAUUCUCAAGUUCUUUUGGGAUAGUUCUUUGGUUGUUGCGAGAUCUUGCAGAGUUGCUUCAGUUUUUAACUCUCCUUUUUCUGUAAAUGAUUUAAAAACAUCAGAUUAUGAAAUAAGAACUCAUAUUUGAUCACCUCGUUCCCUGCCUUCCUCUGUAAUAUUUAUUUUCAUGCUACACAAGUUUAACUCCGGUAUUUCUCUGAUAAGCACUGUUUUAAUGUAUAACAAAUCUUUUAUUUCUGACUAAAGCUGAAUCCCCCAAACCAGUAUAACUGACACCAACUCUGUACAGGUGCGACAAACAUCAAGGGCCAUGGGCCAAAAAAAAACAUCACAAUAUUUACAUAAACUCAAGCUAUUCUUAAAUUCUCUUUAACUGUUUGAAUAAUAAUAAUAGGUCAAAGGCCCAUGCCAUACUACAAUAGUUGGAUAUGUAUGGAUUUAUGACAUAUGCAUAUAAAGUUUUGGAAAAUGGCUGUUAAUAUUAAACCUUAAUUUAACUUUUUAUGCUCAUAUUCUACACAUAGUUUCAAUUUUUUAUAUCAUAUAUCACCGUGCCUAAGAUUGUGUACAAUAUUUGUGUGUAAAAAGUUUGUACAUUAUGCAUAAAACAAAGAAAUGCGUAAAUCAAGAGCUAAUGCAGUACGUCAAACUAAUCCUUAGAAUGAAACUUUAGCAAUUAAAAAAUGACAAAGUAUUUUGCUGACAAAUGGUGUGAAAACCUUCUUUUCACUUAUGUUUUAUAGCUGACUUAAUCUGAGGGUGAAUUUGUGUUCACAUUUUCAGCAGAAUUCUUAUUUUCCUUAUAACAGCUUCACAUUAAAAUUCUUCGCUGUCCUCUGGUGGUGCCUUUUUGCCACUACAUUCAGUCAGAAAAUGUUCCCACUGUGAAUUAUGGCUUAACAUUCAGAUUUAUGCUAUAAUGGAGUAGUUUUUAAAAAACUUGAUGAAUAUAUUUAUCCUUGCACCAUCCUUAAAUAGAGUUUCAUACCAUAUAAUACUAGUUAAAAUCAAACAUCAUUUAUAUUAAUAUAAUGGAUAAUAAAAUACAAAGACCUAGACAACUCUUAUUGGAUGAUUUCUCUGUUUUCAGUUAUUAAAGACAGCAAUAAAACUCCUGCACACUGCAGAAAAAUAUCAGUAUUAAUGCAGUUUACACCAUAAGUCAGAGUUUGUAAUGGAUUUAUUUAUCUCCUUCAGCAGUUUUAUGAUAAAGAUGUGUGUUUUUGGUACUUUUGGAUACUGUCAAUCAUCAUCAAAGAGAAAAUCAUUUGAAAUGUGGUUUGUUAAAAAUGUUUGUCAGUCUUAUCUGAACAUGAAUUGACAAAACACAAAAUUGUAAAUCAGUUUACAAUCACAGAACCAGUGCUGAUUGAUUUCCUUUUUCAUUCUACCUUGUGCUGUGUUUA
Molecule: messenger RNA, 3727 nt
Organism: Cheilinus undulatus (humphead wrasse)
Lineage: Eukaryota; Metazoa; Chordata; Actinopteri; Labriformes; Labridae
Product: E3 ubiquitin-protein ligase TRIM39-like
Exons: 2
Coding region: 66-1799 (577 amino acids)
Molecular function (GO): protein binding; zinc ion binding
Source: RefSeq, a predicted model, not a curated record